Cygnus olor (mute swan) is the source of this 1653-nucleotide messenger RNA. It is a transcript of the gene CREBL2, whose product is annotated as cAMP responsive element binding protein like 2. Lineage: Eukaryota; Metazoa; Chordata; Aves; Anseriformes; Anatidae. The coding region runs from base 161 to 523 and encodes 120 amino acids. The transcript has 4 exons. Gene Ontology annotation, biological process: regulation of DNA-templated transcription. Gene Ontology annotation, cellular component: nucleus. Gene Ontology annotation, molecular function: DNA-binding transcription factor activity. The record is from RefSeq and is a predicted model, not a curated record.
CGCAGUGGCCACGCACGGCGGCGCCGGAGAAGACUACCGCUCCCAGCGCGCACCGCGCGGCGGGCGGCUGUAAACAAACAGCGCGGAGGGCCAUGGCGCUCGGGGGCUGCGUUGCGGUCCGCUGAGUGCCGGGGUCCCUUCGCGGGGGCCGGGGGCACCCAUGGACGACAGCAAGGUGGUUGGAGGCAAAGUAAAGAAGCCAGGCAAGCGAGGUCGUAAACCAGCAAAAAUAGACUUGAAGGCAAAACUUGAAAGAAGUCGUCAGAGUGCAAGAGAGUGCAGAGCCAGGAAGAAGCUGAGGUACCAGUACCUGGAAGAGCUGGUUUCAAGCCGAGAGCGAGCCAUCUGUGCUCUCAGAGAAGAGCUUGAAAUGUACAAGCAGUGGUGCAUGGCAAUGGACCAAGGGAAAAUCCCCUCUGAAAUAAAAGCCCUACUAACUGGAGAGGAGCAGGGCAAAGCACAGCAGAACUCAACCAAACUUGCCAAGGCUGGGAAGACAGAAGCAAACAGCAGCAAUCCCUGAGCUGAAUGCAGAACCUUCCACACUGCAGCAGAGAUAACUUGGUAGCUACCAGAAGAAUGCUGUUAUCAGAGAAGUGGAUGCAUCCCUCGGUCCAGGGGGAAGGGUGCCAAUCUGCUGUCUUCUCUUUGCUCCUCCCCACACGAAACUCUUUGCUUGUGGUGUUCAUAAACCUGCACAGAGUGGGGCUUCUGGGGUAAUAGGUGUUUCUGUAAGCGGAGCCUGGUUCUUCCUUUCUCUACACCUCCCUCCCCAAAUACAGCUAUGUAGCUUUUGGACAUUCCCAGUAAGAGAUGAGGGCUGCCUUUGUAUUAGAGGCAUGAGCCCAGAAUUAGACUGGCCUUGCGGUCAGUAGUUAUGUGGUUGGUAACCAUUGUGGGAAACUGAGAAAUUCUGUAACAUAAAAGCAAGAGGAGGAAUCCCGUAACAGCUUUGCUAAAGCUAAAUGGAAUAUUAUAGGUCAAGAAAAAGGGGCCUCAUCAAAAGCUUUCAAUAAGAAGAUAUAUAAUAAUGUUACUUGCAACCUAGGUAAAAGUGUUGCUUUCAGCAUCCUUUUAUAAUGCAGCAUGUAUUUUAUGUUACUGGUGCUCUUGAAGAGGUACUAUGUCUAUGCCCAUACUUCUUACCCUCAGUAAGAUAGUCAGAACAUCUCCCUGCACCCUGCUUCUAGCAGUGGAAUAACUGCCACCUAUUCCCACCUGUCAAGUGCUGCUAUUUUUCUGUAUCUACCUAUAGUUUGGGUCCAGGUAUCUUCCUAGGCUGCAAUGUGAUAUGAACUCUGCUGUGCUAUCCUGAUUUCCCAGCCAAAGAUAAUGCCAAGAACUGGUAGCAAGGAAAACAAGUUGCCUCUGUUUGGUCUCACCAUAAGAGAGACAAUGGCAAAAGUCUUGUGGGCUGGUUCAGGACACUGACAGAUAACCUGCCACUUUAUUUAGAGUGCACUUUCUUCUGUACAUGCUUUUUGUGUAUGUAUGAUGAAAUGUGAAGAGUGAAGCUCUCAGUUUUUUCAGUGGGGCUUUUGCUUUGCUUGUUCUGUUUGUGACAAUGUCUUUCUCUUUAUUUUAUGAGAUGCAUGGAAUGUUUUUUAAUCUUAUGUUUUCUUUGUUUCAUAGAAUAAAUAUUAUAAUGAAUGA